Molecule: messenger RNA, 5875 nt
Organism: Chelmon rostratus (copperband butterflyfish)
Lineage: Eukaryota; Metazoa; Chordata; Actinopteri; Chaetodontiformes; Chaetodontidae
Product: snake venom 5'-nucleotidase-like
Exons: 9
Coding region: 164-1915 (583 amino acids)
Biological process (GO): AMP catabolic process
Cellular component (GO): plasma membrane
Molecular function (GO): metal ion binding; 5'-nucleotidase activity; nucleotide binding
Source: RefSeq, a predicted model, not a curated record
GCGGUUCUCUCGGGUUCUCCUUUAAUCCAUGAAGACAGAAACACUACAGGAAGCCUGAGGAGCAGAGAGAAGAAAGAGACGAAACACUCCGGUGGGUCAUGUAAGAAAAAACCCUCCUCGGUUUCUUUUUCCAGUGUUUUUACGCGCAGCGGACCGCGGAGCGAUGGGAGCGGUGCGCCCGGAGAGGAGCGCUCCGCCGCGGCUCUGCCUCCUCCUCCUGCUGCUGCUGGGCUUCUCUGUGUCCACUUCGGAGGCCUGGGACCUGGUUCUCCUCCACACCAACGAUGUCCACGCCCGGGUGGAGGAGACUAACCAGCACUCGGGGAAAUGCAGCAGCAGCAGCGGCGGUGGGUGUUUCGCCGGGGUGGCCCGGAGAGCCACGAUGGUCAAGAGGAUCCGCGCCUCGGAGACCAACGUGCUGCUGCUGGACGCCGGAGACCAGUUCCAGGGGACCGUCUGGUUCAAUUACUACAAGGGAGCCGAGGCUGCGCAUUUCAUGAACAAGCUGCGUUAUGAUGCCAUGGCUUUAGGAAACCACGAGUUUGACAACGGAGUGGAAGGACUCAUGAAGCCGUUCAUGGAGGAGAUCAAGUGUCCUGUUCUCAGCGCCAACAUCAAACCGGAUAAAACUCUGGCCCCGACGUUUGGCAGCUCGUACUGGCCUUAUAAGAUACUGCCUGUUGGCACUGAGAGGGUGGGCGUGGUGGGCUACACAUCACAGGAAACUCCUGCUCUGUCCAGACCUGGCCCACACCUGCAGUUCGAGGACGAGGUGAGCGCUCUGCAGCUGCAGGUGAACAAGCUGCGGACGCUGGGAGUGAAUAAGAUCGUCGCCCUCGGUCACUCCGGCUUCACCGCGGAUCAGAAGAUUGCCAAGAGGGUCCGCGGAGUGGACGUCGUCAUCGGGGGACACACCAACACUUUCCUCUUUACAGGAACGCCUCCUUCCUCUGAGGUCCCGGCCGGUCGUUAUCCCUUCAUGGUGGAAUCGGACGAUGGGCGGCAGGUUCCCGUCGUGCAGGCCUACGCCUUUGGAAAAUAUCUGGGUUAUCUGAAGGUGACCUUUGACGAUGCUGGGAACGUGGUGAAGUCCACAGGAAACCCCAUCCUGCUGAACAGCAGCGUCCCGCAGGAUCCAGAGUUUCUUGCCGAGGUGGAGGAGUGGAAGAAGAAUCUGGCCAACUACUCGGCUCAGGUGGUGGGAAAGACUCUGGUCUUCCUGAACGGGACCACAGAAGAGUGUCGUUUUCGGGAAUGCAACCUGGGAAACCUGAUCUGCGACGCCAUGGUCAGCAACAACAUCAGAUUCUCAGACGAAGUCCAGUGGAACCACGUCAGCGCCUCCAUCUUCAACGGAGGAGGCAUCCGCACGUCUGUGGAUGAGCACAGCCGAAACGGUUCCAUCACCAUGGAGGACCUGAUCUCCGUCUUACCCUUCGGAGGAACCUUCGACCUGGUGCAGCUGAAAGGCUCCACGCUGAGGAAAGCCUUCGAACACUCGGUGAAGCGAUACGGCCAAAGCACCGGAGAGUUCCUCCAAGUGUCCGGUUUUCACGUCGAGUUCGACCUCUCCAAACCUCCGGGGCGCCGCGUGAGGAGCCUCGGCGUCCUCUGCACGAAAUGUCGAGUUCCUCGCUACGAGCCCGUCGAGGACGAGGCGGUUUAUACGGUGGCGCUGCCGUCCUACAUGGUGACGGGCGGAGACGGGUACGCCAUGAUCGGAAACGAGAUGCUCAAACACAACAGCGGGGAUCUGGACAUUUCAGUCGUGUCCAAGUACAUCAUGCACAGGAAGAAAGUUUAUCCGUCUCUUGAAGGACGCAUCAAGAUCUACAACUCAGCCUCUGGACAACUCACCCCGCUGGUUUCACUGGUUUCACUGGGGCUGCUGUGGACUUUGUGUGGGAGCAUCUGAGGCUGACGUCAGCCAGGUAACACAAGAGGACAGAAAACCUGAAGAAUGAACUGGCCUGUGGAUGUAAACCUGCAGGAGCUGAGCUGGAAAUCCUCAAACUUCUACCCAGAAACAUAAAAUGAAAACAGUCUACACAAUCAGUCGAGGUCCCAGAUGUCAAAUAUUACCAGUCUCUCGUUUCCUUGGUGGAAGUUUGAGAAAUAUUAACACAUUACGAAGGUAUCAGGCCUUAAAAGAGGUGUGCUUUGAGUCCCGUUGGCUCGACUGACAGGUAACGUAUCGCACUCUGCUUUAGUAAUCAUCACUCGUCACAGCUCAGCACCUUGUUGGCCUUGUUUCAUGGAAUGAUGAGAUGCUGUAAAUCCAAAUCGCAGCUCUGCCACGAAAUUGUGCACACAGGAGAAAGUUGGAAAGUUCAGAGGAAAUUAUGGCCAAUGUUUCAUCUGGUGUUUAGAUCUGCAGUUAUUCUCACAAAGAAAAAGGACAGAAACGACUCGCAGAUGUUUUUGUUUGGUUGUAUAAACAUCUUCAACUGAAAUCGACGGUGGGUUUUGGAAACUGUGAGACUUUUCGACUCUGGAGAACAUGGAGUGGUGACAAAGACGCUUUGUUCAGAAUAUCUGAGUUAAAGUUCCUGUGAGAACGUUCACCUGCUGCAGAAUGUAAUCAUCUACGAAUGAACUCUGUUUACCAACAACAGUUUGACUGUGUUCCCGAGCCCAUGCAGUAUCCUGUGUGUCACAGAGCGCUGAACUUCACCCCGUCCUUGCAAUAUCCAGUUUUUUUUAACCGGAGCUCCUCGCUGAACAAGGCCUCCUCUGUGUGGGGGAUCUCCCAAACAACGCUCGCUGCCUGUUAAUGCCUGGGAAGUCCUCAUUAAUCAGGUCACUGAGAGUAACACAGCUGGCACCGGCCUGCACUGGCGUGAGCUGCCAAGUGCUGGAAAACGAGCACACGGAGGCCGUUGUGUUGCAGCAGAGCUCUGAGAAGAGAUGAGCGCAUGGAGGGAUCAGUGCGGCUCACAGUCAGGACAGCUUUUCAUUAGUAGUUUCAUUUUUAGUCAUUCAGUGGAAAGGAUUUUCCCGGAGCAGAGUCGAGUGUGACGUCUCACUCAGGAAUGUUGACACCGAGUUUCUCCGUUCACCCAAACUGCAACAUAUUUUCUCACUUAGCUGUAGUAGUACCUGUCCGGUUGCUUAGUUUUGGUUUUAUUUGCCCAGAGUUUAAGUACAGCUGGUCAGACGUGUGUGUUGUGGCAUCAUCAAUAGAGGUGGAAAUCACGACUCACUCUGUGAUUAAUCGCUGUAGCUCGAUCAUCUCAGCUGAACGAUCACAUCACGGUUCACAUGCGCUUCUGUAGGUGCGACAGUCAGUGAAGGCAUCAGUCAGUGAAGGCAUCACAGUUGAACUAUAACUGAGCUGUUUGAUUGGAGUGUGUCGACGUUCCCUCUUUAGAAUCAGGAGAGAGUUGUUCCCUGCAGGCUCCCGAGUUUUUGGAUCAUUUAGGGAAAAUUGAUUCAUAAUGAAACUUAUGUCUUAAUAACUGUUUUGUUGUUGUUUUACAGUUUUUGAACUACACAUGUUCAGUCCCUCACAAUACUCCAGCUUCACAGCUGACAGGUAAGAAACUGAAGUUUAUAUCAGUAAACUGUAAACUGUCAGAACACGUUGCUGCUUUCGCAAAACCUGAACCUGGAGUUGAGCUGUAAUGAAUUAAAUCAAUUUUAAACAAACACUGUAAUCCUGUAAGAUCGAAUAGUAACUAGAAAUAUGAAGAUAGAUUUCAAUCAUCUUUAAUAAAUGAAGGAAAAGAUGACAGACAGCGUCUUCUGUGGCAUCAAUAAAUAUAUAUUAUUUUAUUAGUGCACUAAUAUACAUUGGAAUGUGAAGGUGGUCCCAGAGGUUUUGGAGAUGAGUAUUGCACUUCGUAAUGCAGGAUGUGGGAGAUGUGUGGAUACAGUGUUCGGUACAUCGUCUUGUUCACAUGAUGAUCGCUUCCUUCGUGCUCUGAAAGGGAAACAUCAUCAGUUGAAUGUGUUCGUCUGAUCAUGUGAGCGGCAGCAUUUCAGCUGCGAGCAGGCAGCGAGGCGGCUGCCGACCGAGCUGAGCUGAAAGUUGAGGUUAGCUUUGGGAGUUUCUGUGGCUCAGUUUCCUGCAGCGUUAAUGUUCUGGUGGUUCACAGCCGUCGUCUUAAACGUGCUAAUUCAGUUCUGUUGCUGUACCGCAGAAGUUCAUCUCAUUUAACAGAACAGGAGAACUUAAUCUGCACUAAUCGUGUCUAGUAAUAAUUCAACUUCAUGGCUUAUUAUUAAGUACUGCAUUUAUCUGGUUAGCAUGGUUAGCCUAGCUUAGCAUAAAGACUGGAAGCCAGUGGAAACAGCUCUGCCUAAACAUGUCUAAACCUCAAUAAUUAUCAUGUUACAUCUUGUCAGUUGCUACUCAGUCUGCAGCCAUGCUAGCAGCUCUGUGAGGCUGUGUAGUGGUACUGUGAGCUAAAUGCUAACAACCACAGUUAGAAAUGCAUGCUAACAUUUCCUAAUUAGACUAAAGCAGAGGCUGAUGGGAAUGGCAUUUGUUUUGCACGUAUCUGGUCAUAAGCUAAAGUACUGGACAAAUUGAACAUUAAAUGCAAUCCCUCCAGCAGCUGUUGAGAUAUUUCAGUCUGUAUCACAGUGCAGGACUGACUGACCAUCCAGUCACUGCACUAAAAACAACGUUGCCAAAUCUGUGCUCACUGACCAUAUCUGGCAACCCAGACUGCAGCCAGAACAGCAGCAUGUAAACACUGAGCGAAUGAAAACACUGUCAAGAAACAAUUAGCACACGGAAGGCUAGUUGUUUCCACCUGCUUCUAGUCUUUAUGCUAAGCUACGCUAACCACGAGUCGGUUGAGAUCCAGCUGCUCCUGUCACUCUCGGACAGAAAGCGAAUAAAUUUCAUCAAGUUCAGCUUCAGCAUUUAAUGUAUAUGCGUCAGCCGCAAGUUGUAAACGCCACGGCCCUUCACGUUCAGAGAUCUGUUAAAUACUGACGCAUCAGUACACAACCUACACUGAAUUUUAAUGUUGAACUGCACAAACACAAUAUUUAAACACUGCUUCUCCUUUACGUACAUCUCUUUAUGGUGCUGACUGUCAGCUUCCUGCGCCUGUUUUGAACCUCAACUGGAAUCUGAGACAUAAAUCACACGUUCCGUCGGCUCCGUGUGGACGCCAGCAGAUGCUUUUAGGAGUUUCCCUGAUUUCUGCUUAUUUCUGUGCUGUGAACUCCAGACAUAAACAAACAAACAGGCUCAGCAUUUACGCUCGCUGACACAGAAACCAAACAAGCCUGAUUAACGUUGAGUAAAUGCCGAAAUGCUAAAAACCUUUCAGAGGGCGUAAAUGUUUUCCCUCACAGAUGAAUCGGUGCUCUCAACGUGAUGAAUCGCCGUCCUUUUUUUUCACUGUUCAAGAGUUCAUGCUGCACCGCGACAAACAGCUUUCUUUACAUUCUCCACUGUCACUUGUUUACCUUGUUGAGUUCAGGAAAAAGCUCCUGCACGGCGAUGUCCAGCAGGACGUAGGUCAUCUGAGGAGACAGAGCUUCACUACUUUAAUACAGUGCCAUUCAAACAGAGACUCACCACAGUGUAUUCUGAAUAUUUAACCUUUUAGUUAUACAACAUGUUGUACUGCUGAUCAGACUAAAAACAUGUAUACACACAUAUGUAUGUACAGCAGGAUUGAGACUUUUUGGUGUUGCCUGAAAUGUGUUUGUGUGUCUGCUCAUAGUCAUGAUUCAGAUCCUGAUUUUAAGAAGGCAGUUUUAGACAGUUUUUAUAUUUGACCAAACGUCUUGUGAACUUUUGUAAAAUGUCGAAAAUGUUUUGAGGAAAGUACUGUCAGACAGCGGUAAAGGUCAAAGGUGACCGUGAAUCCACCCAGUUCUGACGUCUUGAGAAUAAAACCAAGCUUCAUAA